CACUGAUUGUCAGUCAGUCAAAUAAUGUCAUCUUGUUGGAGUGCAAGUGUAUUUAUUGUAAACUUGUAAAUCAAGCGCUAAGUACAAUUAAUUGAAGAAGGCACUUUAGGGGAUAUGCAGUAAUAAUAAUAAAGGAAAAGCUUUAAUUUUUUAACCUAUUACUAGUUUAUUCAUAAAAAUGAGAGCGGUGGUGUUAGCAUUACUUUGUUUGGGAAGUUGGUACAGUUGUUUAGGCGAGGAUGUCAAAAAAGUUUCUUACAAAAUGCCGACAGUGGGAAUAUCUGUGCUUGUUCGUAAUAAAGCACAUACAUUACCUUUUUUUCUAAGUUGCAUACGUAACCUAAACUAUCCUAAGAAUCGAAUAUAUUUAUGGAUUUAUAGUGAUUUUAAUGAAGAUAAAAGUAUUGAAAUCCUUGAACGAUGGGUGGACAAGUAUGGGCCUCUAUACAACGGCGUGUAUAUUACUACGAACAGUUCAAGCGGACGCCUCCAUAGAGAUGAAAAGAGCCCAAUACAUUGGAGCUCCGACCACUUCAAACAUGUGAUAUCAUUGAGAGAGAAAGCUCUGGAUUUUGCUAGAAAAAUGUGGGCAGAUUAUCUUUUUAUGGUAGACGCUGACGUGUUUCUUACAAAUCCGUCUACAUUAAGUGAACUUGUAUCCAAAGACCUUCCUAUCGCUGCACCAAUGCUUGUUUCUGAUGGACUUUACUCAAAUUUCUGGUGUGGGAUGACCGACAACUACUAUUACCAAAGAACAGAUGACUACAAGCCCAUACAGAGGAUGGAGAAGCAGGGUUGCUAUGAAGUUCCGAUGGUUCAUACUGCUGUUUUAGUUAACCUGAGGACCAGAGUCUCUGAUCAACUAACAUAUAACCCAGACAAGAUUCCUAAUUAUGAUGGCCCAGAAGAUGAUAUCAUAGCAUUUGCAGUGAAUGCUAAGAAAAAUGGUAUAACACUACACAUCUGCAAUGAUGAUCUAUAUGGAUUUGUACCAGUACCAUUAGAAGACAACCAUGAUCCAAAGAGUGAUUUUGAGCAGCUGUUGAACAUAAAAACGGAAGCAAUCGGACGCGGGAGUCCAUUGCCUCUAGACCCGUUCUUACAGGACUAUGUUACAUACCCUGAGCUCUGGAAGUUCGGUUGUAACGAAAUCUAUAUGAUAAACUUAGAGAGACGCACAGAGAGACGAGAAUUAAUGGAAAUGAGUUUUAAAGAGUUGGGUAUGGAUGUCAAGCAAAUCAAGGCUGUUGACGGCAGACAAUUGGACAUGAAUAAUCUGAAGGAUUUGGGUGUUACUCUAAUGCCUAAUUACGAAGAUCCUUAUCAUAAAAGACCUAUGAAAGCAGGAGAAGUGGGAUGUUUCCUUAGUCAUUAUUACAUAUGGGAGGAGGUCGCGGAGAAGCAACACAGUAUUGCGUUAGUGCUGGAGGACGACAUACACUUCGUGCCUUACUUCCGCAACAGAUUCCUGCGACUGCUGCGCGAGAUCAAACCGUUAGAAUGGGACCUGGUGUACAUAGGUCGUAAGAUCCUGCAGGACGAUGAGGAGCAGUACGUGACGGAGCACACGACGCGGCCGCUGUACUCGUACUGGACGCUGGGCUACCUGCUCAGCGCCCGCGGCGCCCGCAAGCUGCUCAGCGCGCGCCCCCUCGACCGCAUGCUGCCCGUCGACGAGUUCCUGCCCAUCAUGUUCGACCAACAUCCCAAUGCGACGUGGAAAGCGCAUUUCCCUACGCGGAACCUGGACGCGUACUCGGCGGCGCCCCUGCUGGUGCACCCCACCCACUACACUGGACAGGAAGGCUACAUCAGUGACACCGAAGACUCGGACCUCGUCACGGAAAUCACAUUCCAACACUAUAAAAAUGAACUCUAAUCACGAAGUGUGCUAUUUUGUAAGUCAAUAUUCCUCUACAAUUUGCCAAAGAUAGUUUUUUAUCGUAGUAAUUUUUAUUCAUAUUUUAGUAAGUACUAGAUAGAUUAUUAAAAUUAAAAAGCAUUUUUUUAUAUUUGGAGUGAAAUUCAUAUCAUGAAAAGCAUAUACAGUCAAGAAAACAGUUGAUUUGGUAUUACACAAGCGAUACUUACCUACAAGUAAAAGGGAGACUGUCUAAAUUAAAAAUAAUCAAAGUGAUAUAUUAACUGUUCCUACGAUAUGUUAAAGCAAUGAUUCUUAAACACUUUCACAUUAUGAUCGCAUAUACACAAUACAAUUAUAUGAAUGCGUUGCGCUGCGUGGCUCGCGCGGGAGAUGGUAUCAUCGUACGGGAGCGCGGGCGGACGCUCAUUAACGUGGAAAGUGCGUCCGUCACGGUGUGAUAUCGCACGGAUGGACUGUUACUACAUCUUUAACAUAGUUAGUGGGAUUCAACUAUACAUAUAUGCAUGAUUGUAUUACGUACCUACAUAUAUACUACUUAUAUCUUAAACGAUCAAGAUAAUACCAAAUUUCUUAGUAGAGUCGACACAAUCUAUGAGGUAACCUCUAUAACUGCCACGAGAGGUAAUAAAGUCACCUGAUUGUUUAUGACCUAUUCUUAAGUCGUAUGGAGUUCAAAUAAUUAGAGACUGUAAUCACUGUAUUAGAAAAUAUAAUAAUAUCUCAAGAAUUUCGGAAAUAGCGUGGGACUGCGUAGAGCAUUGACGAAUCAAUGACAUCAAAACAAAAAGGGGUUUGAUCGCUCGUAUACAUAAUAAAAUAACAACAAAAUCACAUAAUUUAGUUAUUAUAUCUUUCAAUAUUUCAUAAUACAAGUAAACAAACUUUUUUUAACGAAUAUUGAAAGGUAACAUCGCUAUGGUAAACCAACCUGAAGAUUUGAAAUUGUGAUGGUGGUCUAUUAGAAUAUUAUUCUCUGAAUUAGUCGCCUAUUUAAAAACAUAAAUUAUAUUUUAUAUGAAAGUGUAUGUGUAUGAGUAACGAAGUAAUGAGUUAAAAUUAUGAAUUCGAUGGUUAUAUUUGUUACGUGAUCGCUCCGGGACGUACAUAACAAGUUAUAACUGUACCUACAUAGACAGACAAACGUCAGAGACCUCUAAGAUUGUGUGGACUAUAAUACAUUUCACAUGAACUCUUAAAUAAUGAUUUGACAAUGAACUGUGUCAUGUACAAAUCUACUACUCUAUAUGUACUACUGAAACUAUUCUACGACGAGAAUUUUUUGCUGUAGUCUCCAACUCAUAAAUCUCGUGUUUGUGCCAACAACAAUUAAUACAACUGUUUACUGAUAUAUGUAAUGAUUGAAUCGAGCCUAGACUAGACUAGACUAGACAGACAUGUUUAGUGACUUUGGCAUAGUUCUUGUAUUUAUAAGUCUGUGUUUGCUUGAUUUUAUUGGCAGCGUUUGAUUAUAAGUUGACAUCGCCAUUAUAUCUCACCACUAUAUAUCAGUCUCUGACAUUCUGAAUGUAUAUUCUAUUUUAGUCUAUCGGAUUUCAUAUAAUAUAAAAUGUACCUAAUUGACUUUGAUAGCUUGUUUAAUUAAGCUUAUACAAUAACAGUACAAUUUAACCAAAUUGGUAUAGUGUAAAAUCAUUGUAUUAUUUCUUUAGCUUCAUUAAAUUGUGUUUUUGUGAUAACUUCUUCAAAAUCUAAUAAGUUUGUUCAUUCGUUAUGUUUUAUUAUAAUUCUAUUUAAUAUUAUUGAGACUUUAAAUGCAUUUAUUAUAUUUUAAUAUAAGUUUUACCUUGCUGCAAGUAUGCAACUAAUUGUUUAUUAUAACUUUGAAUAGAUUUUUUAUUUAAUAUAUUUGAUUAAUUUACUUAUGUGCCAUAACAGGUUCCUAAUUAUUUGUAAUCGUAAUGUAAUAAACGUGCAUAACCAACAGGCAA
Spodoptera frugiperda (fall armyworm) is the source of this 3834-nucleotide messenger RNA. RefSeq names its product glycosyltransferase 25 family member (gene Cap-d3). Lineage: Eukaryota; Metazoa; Arthropoda; Insecta; Lepidoptera; Noctuidae. Bases 179 to 1879 code for a protein of 566 amino acids. The transcript has 10 exons. Gene Ontology annotation, molecular function: procollagen galactosyltransferase activity. The record is from RefSeq and is a predicted model, not a curated record.